This is a messenger RNA of Peniophora sp. CBMAI 1063, 1377 nucleotides long. NCBI's taxonomy places the organism in Eukaryota, Fungi, Basidiomycota, Agaricomycetes, Russulales, Peniophoraceae. The record is from the annotation of a GenBank genome assembly.
AUGCAAGCAGGAAAUAUCCCCGCCCUUCCUCCUACCUAUUACUCCCUUACGCCCGACGCGCUUGAGCACGAUCUCCUCUCUGGCGACAUAUUGAAUUCGCAACCUUCGCCGGCUGACGACGCCCCCCCUCCGUAUGACGGCGGCGUCUCAGUUUAUGCCGCUCAAUAUACGGAAAUGCUAUCUAUACUCUCGACCAUCUACUUAGAGAUUGCAGCCAACCUGUCGACCUUACGCUGCGCUUCGGACGCCGACGUGCAACCGCUUCGCAAGUACUCACACGAUAUCUGGCUCCUCGCAAGGUCGGACUCUGAGCGACCUUCUGGACAGCUAUCGCUGGAGUUCCCUUCCCUUGCUGGUUACCACAUCAUCUCAUUCGUUCUAUUUCUGUACUCCUCGCCAGACGUGGUGUGCGAAGCGUGCUCGCACGACGAAGAGUCGAUGGCGCGUGUCUUGACCUGGUUGGAGCAGGUCGCCCAGGUAAUGACUUGGAACGUAAUACCGACGACGACGGUAUCUCCAGUCGACGACCUGGACUCCUUCAUGUUCUGCACCGGCGCAUUUGACAUAUUCGCCCCUUUCAUGAAGGCGCACGACGGCUGUUACGAGUUUGCCGGUCUUGUGGAUGACGACUUUGUAAUGUCCGGCGAUUGGCCGCAGUCUCGUGAAAGCGACGAUGAAAACUUGUACCUCGCUCUCUCUAGUAUGUCUCUAGAUGAGCGAUCGCAUUCGCCUACGGUGUCGCUGCGCGAGAGGUUAAUCAUCCCCUCGAGCAUUGACGCUCUCCGCUAUACCUCUCAUACCGGCACUUACUCCAUGGAGGCCAAUUUCUACUCGGUCACGAACAACGUGGUGUCUAUCCAUCGUUCUGACGCUCUCCCGUCGUGGCGGCCUCCCAUCGAGCAAGAUUAUGUCAUCCUCCCGCUGGGUGAUCCGACUCACCUCUCAUGGCGCCAUAGCAUUGGCAGACUCCUCAGCGGUGCCAUCUUCGGUCACAUGAGCGACGCACUCGUACCGGGCGACUUAUGGGUUCUCGACUCCUUUCCGCCCGAUUAUGUUCUCGCGCGUCGCACGACGCUUACUCGAGAGGAGGAUGGUACUGAGAAGAGUCUCACGGAGGUUUACUUGUACGGCGGCCAGGUACAAUUUGCAUCACCUGCAGAGUUUGCAGCUCACGCGAUAUGGCUGAUGCGCGGCGCCGUUCCUGGCGAUUGCGCGUGUAAGCACUGCUCAAACGCCUCUCAGGAUGCCAUCACCGCCGUUAUGGAAGCGCUGGUGUAUUCUGCCUCUCGCUUUUUGCGAGUUGUACCCCGCAUCAGGCGUAGGGCUAGCUGGAACGGAGAAACAUGGGUGACCGAAGCGAACACGGAUUAUCUCUAG